This is a messenger RNA of Triplophysa dalaica, 1050 nucleotides long. RefSeq names its product proteasome 20S subunit alpha 6, like (gene psma6l). The record is from RefSeq and is a predicted model, not a curated record. NCBI's taxonomy places the organism in Eukaryota, Metazoa, Chordata, Actinopteri, Cypriniformes, Nemacheilidae. Gene Ontology annotation, biological process: ubiquitin-dependent protein catabolic process. The transcript has 7 exons. The coding region runs from base 141 to 881 and encodes 246 amino acids. Gene Ontology annotation, cellular component: proteasome core complex; cytosol; nucleus.
GUGAAAGAGAAAGUAAAAGUAUAAAGCGCUUAUUCACUCUCACUCGACGGCCUGUCGACAUUUCACUCGACAUCUCUCUGUUAAUGUGUGCACGCUGAGUUUGUUGAGUCGCUCAAGUGUGUAUUUGUGUUGUUGUGAAGAUGUCUCGAGGUUCAAACGCGGGAUUUGAUCGCCACAUCACGAUCUUUUCUCCUGAGGGAAGACUCUAUCAAGUCGAAUACGCGUUUAAAGCGAUCAGUCAGAGUGGAUUGACGUCUGUGGGCAUCAGAGGACCAGACUGCGCUGUGCUCGUCACACAGAAGAAAGUGCCGGAUACACUUCUGGAUGCAUCAACAGUUACAAACAUGUUCAAACUCACUCCACGCAUCGGCUGUGUCAUGACAGGACAUUACGCGGACAGUCGCUCUCAGGUUCAUCGGGCUCGUGUGGAAGCAGCUGAGUGGAAGUAUAAGUUUGGUUAUGACAUCACAGCAGACAUGUUGUGUCGACGCAUGGCAGACAUCUCACAGGUUUACACACAGAACGCAGAGAUGAGACCUCUGGGCUGCUGUAUGAUGUUCAUCGCUAUGGAUCCUCAGCUGGGGCCGAUGCUCUAUAAAUGUGACCCUGCUGGGUAUUUCUGUGGCUUCCGGGCGACAUGUGUUGGGGUGAAACACACAGAGGGCAACAGUUACCUGGAGAAAAAACUCAAAAAACAGCCUGAGCUCACCUACGACAGGACCGUAGAGAUGGCGAUCACGUGUCUGUCUUCCAUUUUUGCCAUGGACAUCAAAUGCAGUGAGCUUGAGGUGGGAGUUGUGACCAAAGAAAACCCCAAAUUCAGGUCUUUAUCAGAAGCAGAAAUCGAGCGUCAUCUGGUUGCGAUCGCUGAGAGGGAAUAGUUUGUCAGGUUAACAAACACACAAUUCUACAUUCACAUUCCUGAAGCGUGUGUAUGUCAGUUUAAAACAUUGAGAUUUUCUUUUGUGUCUGUUACUUGAUGUUAAUGACAAACCUGAUGUAUAAACCAGCAAACCACCAAUUUAUCAAAUAAAAGAAUCUUAUAAAAUA